Messenger RNA from Micromonas pusilla CCMP1545, 642 nucleotides. RefSeq lists its product as uncharacterized. The transcript is spliced from 2 exons. The record is from RefSeq and is a predicted model, not a curated record. Lineage: Eukaryota; Viridiplantae; Chlorophyta; Mamiellophyceae; Mamiellales; Mamiellaceae. The coding region runs from base 1 to 642 and encodes 213 amino acids.
AUGGGAGAGGAGAACCCGUGGACGAUCGCGGGCGGCGUGCGCAUCGCGGGCGCGCGGAGGAAGACCGCGUCGGGAAGCGACGCGAGCGUGCGCGCGUCGCUUCGCGUCUCCUUGGAUUCAUCAUCGUUCGCGUCGAGUGGGUCGCCGAUCGACGCGUCCGAUGAUGCCAUCAACAUCAUCGCCGCCGUCUCCGCGUCGUCGCCGCUUCGGACGCUCGUCCCGGGGAACGUCUCGCUGCACCGCGCCGCGGAGGCGGAGCUCGCGGCGAGGAAAGCGCGCGACAUCGCGGGCGCGGGCGCGAGCGGUCGGGGACGGGGACGGCAGCGCGCGGCGUUCGAGGGACGCGCGAAGAAGGCGCCGAGCGCGGAGGAGGCGAUCGUGACCAACGAAUCGCCUCCGCGUCGAACGCGCGACGCCGACGCCGCGGAUGCGCCCCCGCCGUCGCCGCCGCCGCCGCCGUCGCCCGGGUUGUUCCGCGUCGCGUCGCUGCCGCCGCCGCCGUCGCCGACCAGCGAGGCGCGCGCGCGCGUCGCGCGGCGGAGGCACCGCAAGCGACUCGCGCAGAUCGUCGUCGGGCAGGCGCGUCCCAACUCGCACUGGUCCCCGUACGACCCCGUUCGCGAUGUGAACGCCGGUCCUUAA